AUGGAACAUCAACACCCUAUCAAGAUCCAAAAGCGUAAUCGGCCCUCGUUCGUGUGCCAGGAGUGCCGCCGUAGAAAGAUUAAAUGUGACAAGAAGCGGCCACGCUGUAGCCGUUGUGUCGACACUGGCCUUCCGUGCACUUACCUCGCGUCGGGCUCGCGUUCAGCAGCAGACUGGCAUAUAUCAGGCGACGAGACUAGCAUAUGGACAGGCGAAAGUGUAACAACUACAGAAAGCAGAACUCCUGGUGAAAGCGGAGCGGCGACAUCCGAAGCGCAUUCAGAAGCACUUGGAGAUGAGCAAUUAGCACUUCCCCAAGCUUCCACCAGAUGCCGAUGCAGCUGUGGAAGCUGUUGUGGCUACGGCACCACUUUUGCUUAUGCCGACGGCAGUGGAAGACGUGCUCCUACUAGCGCCUCAGCCCAUGAGAUUUACGUCAAUUUUGGAAAUCCAGAAGAUACCAUGGUGGCACAUGAACAAAUGAGAUAUUUACACAAGCCAUUCUCGGCCCUUGCCAUGAUGCAGCGCGACCACUUCCUUCGUGCGUUCGCUGGUUCUGUAACCGGUGUAAUCCUCACUGGCAUGCACUCGGCCCCAGCAAACGGCAAUCCAGAGUCAUUCACUUACGAUGGCAAACUGAAUUCACGUCAAGAUUCGAAUAACGAAGGCAGAGGUACGCAAGAGAUACCGGUUAAUGUAUUUAUGGAGGAGAUAAAAAAGACGAACAUGCUAAUGAACAGGCGACGCGCCGGCAAUGAUCUUAUAAAGCUUGUGUUUUUUCAAAAUCCAUGGAGCUUCGAUGACAAUGUCGGGUCCACGUCUGCGUAUCCAGCCGAGCUUGUUUCACUUGUAACCAAUAUUCAAGAUAUAUUACCAGAUGUUGCCGCGCUUAGAUUUUUGCUUGAUUGCUUCUAUGAGGCCGUUUACCCUCUACAUCCAUUUCUUGAUGUUCCCUCUUUUGAAAAGGUCUUGAGUGAGGUACUAAAGGCACGUAGUGACGGUUCCCAAAGAUACAACAUUAUGUUGGGCACCAGUGCUCUCCACAACAAGCUCGAAAAUCUGGCUAUUCUUCUCGUCGUCCUCAAAAUAUCGCAAGCAGCACUUAACAUGCAACAAGAUCCACUAAAAUCGGCAACCGCCAAAAAACUCGACAUAUUUGGGCACAAUAAUAUUAAAGAUGAUGUUAUAAUUCUGGCUCAAAAAUGUCUCAAUGCCUUGAACUUCCUGAGACUUCCUAAUGAAAACACAUUCUGCUGCCUUCUAUUUUUGUGGAUCUACCAAUCUUAUGAUCUGGAUGAUGUCAAUUUCAGUUUACCACCGCACGUAGCCUUGGUGCUGGGCACUUUAUCUCAUCUUUCUGUUAUCUUGGGUCUUCAUAAUGAUCCCUCUAUGUACCCUAGGCUUGUUGAGUCUUCACAGUUUCAUUCAUCCUUUUUGAAUUACCGACGCAAAUUAUGGAUGGGUGUAGUAUCUGUGAGAACAAAUGAACUGCUUCUGAAUGGUAAUAGUCUAGAGUCUACUCAUGCACUCAUGUCCAGCUUCUUGAAGCGAGGCAGAGAGGACAAAGAAAGUUACAUGUCUUCUGUGAUUCAAGACGAAGGGCAAGAAAACAGUUUUGAUACGCGCCUUCACGAGUUUGCCCAUAAGGAAUAUGAGCUUCGAAGGAUAUGGACAAAACUAAACUCAGCGUGUAACUCCCUAGACAAGCCUAUUUUGUUGUCAGAGAUCGAAAUUAUUAUUUCUAGAGCUGAAAUCACCCUUUCUCAACUUUUCCCGCUCACUGAUAUCACAGAAAUUUCAAGUUUUUCAUGCCCAGAAAAAGGUACUGUUAAAUGCGCUGAGUCGAAGGCAGAAAUUGACUAUAAUGCCAUUCGUGCUUGCAAAACUUAUGCAAAUAACCUUCGCGGACGGAUUAUCAUUUUGAAUAUAAGUAUGGCACUUACAGUCCAUUUUGAGAAUUUGUGCCGUAACGAACCCGAUAGGUACCUUGAAUACUAUCGGAAAUAUUUGAAACUCACAUUUCGUCGCUCUCUUGAAAUAGUUAAACUACUGAAAAAGCUUCCGGACAAUAUGGAGAAAAAUUCCCUAUUUUCUCGAUACAAAUAUGCACUUACUCGAAUAACGCUAGACUCAGUGCUGCGGACUUUAAUACCUAUGUGCAGUAUACUGUUCAAGCUUUCGUUUGCGGAACGCCAGCUUAAGAUGUCUGUUAAGUCCGAAAGAGUUUUAUAUGAAAAAGACGACCACUCCGAUAGCUCUCACAGUCUACAAAUGAUUGUUAAUGUCAAAGAAAGCUUGGCGCAGGCUCUCAGAUCUCUGAUUUCUCUCCAAUCUACGAAUUGGGGCCUAGGAUUCCUCUCAUGCUAUCGUUUGGUCUGCAUGGCUAAAUAUGUGCUUCACCUUGUUGACAUAGAUAUGUUGCCUGAAGUUACAAACAGAUUUUGGGAAUACGAAAAGAAUUAUAAGCAAGUGCCCGAGUCUAUCGCAAAUCGAAUCUUUUUAAAGUGGGGUCUUAAAUUCAAAGAGUCUAAAGCUAUAAAAGACGACUUGUUCAAUCCCAACGUUCUUGGAGCUAUGGAUUCAGAUCUGUUAGAAAGCUUCAAAACCAUUCUUGAAAGUCUUGAGCUUUGGAAACUCACUGAAAACACACCUGAAGUCAAUGAUGUAUCAUCCUUAAGCGACCGCAACGAACAAUUAUCCGAGGAGGUGGCCGAAGAUGCUCAAGGAUUUAGCCUUGACAUUCUUGACUACUUCAAAGUUUUUGAGGAUGAAUACUCUGGAGAAUCUUUCCCUAGUAUUUUUUGA
Molecule: messenger RNA, 2805 nt
Organism: Lachancea thermotolerans CBS 6340
Lineage: Eukaryota; Fungi; Ascomycota; Saccharomycetes; Saccharomycetales; Saccharomycetaceae
Product: KLTH0B00352p
Exons: 1
Coding region: 1-2805 (934 amino acids)
Biological process (GO): positive regulation of transcription by RNA polymerase II
Cellular component (GO): nucleus
Molecular function (GO): zinc ion binding; DNA-binding transcription factor activity, RNA polymerase II-specific
Source: RefSeq, a predicted model, not a curated record